UACAAGUAAGUCUAUCCACUUGAUAUUCAAAUUAAUGCGGUCUUCAAUUAAUUACAAUACAAUUCUUUCUUAACUCGUAUUUACACACAUCUUAGAGGUCAAGUUCUUAGGUUACUCAAUCGAUUGUCAAUUAUCCCUAAAAGUAAUAUAAAACAAAACCUGCACGAAAAUAUGCAUACGGCAAAAAGCACUUAGUUGUAUCAGAUGAAAUAGUGGAACCGAAAUCAAAAAUGACUGAAACGGAAUACAGUGAGCAAUUUAAAAAUGAUGAUGUUCCAAAAGAAAAUAAAGAGAAAGGCUUAGACGAUAAGUACAAAGAUAUAGAUGUAGAUGAAAUAAUACUCACGAAGAAAGUCGGAACUGAUUAUUCGUAUAAACAUAAAGUGGUGUGGAAAAAUGUGAUAGGAUUUUUUAUUUUAUAUUCUUUAUGCAUAAGAGGCGCUUUUCUGGCUCUGAUGGGUGAAAUAAGAUUAGUGACCAUUGUAUGGACGUUCUUUAUUGGUUACAUAACUGGUAUUGGAAUAACAGUUGGAUCUCACAGAUUAUUUGCUCAUAGAACUUUUAAAGCAACAACUUUUCUAAAAGUUAUUCUUAUUAUUCUUCAAACUGCAGCAGGACAGAAUGGUAUUUACAUCUGGUGCAGAGACCACCGCCUUCACCACCGCUACUCUGAUACGGACGGAGAUCCACACAACUCCAAGAGAGGCUACUUCUUCUGUCACGUAGGCUGGCUGAUGCACAGAAAACAUCCAUAUGUCUUAAAACUUGGCAAGCGAAUAGACAUGAGCGACUUGGAAUCGGACUGGAUGGUUAUGUUCCAACAUAAGUACUACUAUGUUCUUUAUACCAUAUUCGCUGUGGUUAUCCCAGUUUUCGUACCUUGGUAUUAUUGGGGUGAAUCUUUCAAAAACUCAUUACUAUUUUGCUACUUCUUUCGGUACAUAACACAACUAAAUGUGACGUGGUUGGUGAACAGCGCUGCCCAUCUUUACGGCACAAGACCUUACGAUAAAAAUAUGCAACCAGUCGACACUUGGCUGGUUUCCGUACUCACCUUUGGCGAAGGCUGGCACAACUACCACCAUACAUUCCCCUGGGACUACAAGGCCGCUGAACUGUCUGAUCACAUAAACCACUCGGCUAUUCUAAUAGAGUUCUUCCAAAGAAUUGGUCUGGCUUACGAUUUGAAAUCGGCCUCGCCUGAUAUGGUGCGAAGACGUAUACAAAAAUCUGGAGACGGGACGCAUUAUGAUCUAGGAAAUGAGGAAAGCAAAAAAGCUGUAUCUGCCAUUGGUCCCCUACAUCCUCUUAACCCCACUUACAACGUCACUUACGAACCCCCGAAUGUUCUGAUCAAAGGAGAAGGUCUACCUCUGUACCAUGAAAACGACGUUAUGAACGCAAAUGUUGUAAAAAGAAAUGCAGCUAAAGCGUAAUAUUUUUA
Messenger RNA from Aricia agestis (brown argus), 1444 nucleotides. RefSeq names its product acyl-CoA Delta-9 desaturase-like. Bases 231 to 1436 code for a protein of 401 amino acids. Gene Ontology annotation, biological process: unsaturated fatty acid biosynthetic process. Gene Ontology annotation, molecular function: stearoyl-CoA 9-desaturase activity; iron ion binding. The transcript is spliced from 6 exons. The record is from RefSeq and is a predicted model, not a curated record. Gene Ontology annotation, cellular component: endoplasmic reticulum membrane. NCBI's taxonomy places the organism in Eukaryota, Metazoa, Arthropoda, Insecta, Lepidoptera, Lycaenidae.